AUGAUAGUAGAAUUUAUUUUGUUAUUAAAGGUGAAGUGGAGCUUUAUGUAACAAAAUAAUCAAGCCAAAAUUUAGAAAAAUAUUUUUAAUUAAUAAAAAUUGGAAGUGAUAGUUUUUUUGGACAUAUUGAGUUUUUAACAAAUUAAGAAAGAUAAAUAUCUGCUCGCUCACUUUCCUCUUGUAAUUUAGUUUAUUUAGAAAAUAAAGAUGUUAUGGAAAUCAUUCAUAAUUUUUAAUAAGAUUAUGUAAUUUAUUUAUUUUAACAAAAAUAUAAAUAUAUUAAAAGGAAAACUUUUGUAAACUGAAAGAUAAUCUUUUAAUGUAUUAAAAUUAAAUAGACUAAAAAUGUUUGAGUUGCGAAUAAUUUACACAUUAAAUAACUGA
Molecule: messenger RNA, 384 nt
Organism: Ichthyophthirius multifiliis
Lineage: Eukaryota; Ciliophora; Oligohymenophorea; Hymenostomatida
Exons: 2
Source: RefSeq, a predicted model, not a curated record